Lottia gigantea (owl limpet) is the source of this 483-nucleotide messenger RNA. RefSeq lists its product as hypothetical. Lineage: Eukaryota; Metazoa; Mollusca; Gastropoda; Lottiidae. The transcript is spliced from 4 exons. Bases 1 to 483 code for a protein of 160 amino acids. The record is from RefSeq and is a predicted model, not a curated record.
AUGGCCGACAUCGAUGUAAACAAAUACCUCGCAACAGGACAAGACGAUGCACCUGUGAAUGAAGUCGUUCAAAAAUUUGAUAAUAUUUCUCAAGAAGAAAACAUUGACACUUCAAACUACUCCACACAGAAGUAUACCUACUUUGAUUUUGAUGACAGUCUGAAAAAAGAUCAGAAAACUUCCUUACAAGCAGCUUUUCAGAAAUUUCGCAAAGACAGACAGCUUCUGACAGGAUGGCAAACUUUUAAUCUACUAUCCCCUCCUGAAGACAAAGGUAAAGAUGUCCACAAAGUUCGUGAAUCAUCACUGAACGAUAUCCCGGCAGCACCCUUCACAACUCUAUUCUCCGCACCUUUAACUACUGGUAGACUUUAUCAUCCAGUUUAUUAUGGUAGACUGUUUCUUCCAGGAUUACUUUUCAAGGAUUAUCAACAACAGUGGACAUUGGGUCUACUCAAGUGUCAGUUUAUAGGUGUGUUAUAA